Molecule: messenger RNA, 9479 nt
Organism: Dermochelys coriacea (leatherback sea turtle)
Lineage: Eukaryota; Metazoa; Chordata; Testudines; Dermochelyidae
Gene: GLRA3
Product: glycine receptor alpha 3
Exons: 9
Coding region: 937-2295 (452 amino acids)
Biological process (GO): chemical synaptic transmission; signal transduction; regulation of membrane potential
Cellular component (GO): synapse; postsynaptic membrane; plasma membrane
Molecular function (GO): transmitter-gated monoatomic ion channel activity; transmembrane signaling receptor activity; extracellularly glycine-gated chloride channel activity
Source: RefSeq, a predicted model, not a curated record
CCCCACCAACACCGUGCAGAGGGGCCCGGCUAGGCAGCAGCUCGUUUACCGGCCUUUAAUCUGAGGAGGGCUCUGACAGCAGCUAGACAGAUGGCUCCGUUCUCAUACUCGUAGUGAAUGCAAAGGAGGUGAAAGGACAAAGGGGCGGGGGAGUGACCCACCCCAUUCCUGGCUAGACUAACUGCUCCCCACAUCAGAUCCGCUUUUGAAGGAUCGCCACCCCCACAUUCCCUCCUGUGGGACCAGUCCCUCAUCCUCUUCCUCAGGGUCAACCCCCACCCCCGCCGCCAGACAUCUCCUUCUAGGGGAUCCUCUCCCUGUCCACCGCCACCCCCUGAAACAUCAGCUCCCCCCACACACACACACACAGGUCUGAGGGAUCAACCUCCCCUCUUCCCUCAUCCACCCCCUUCUGUUGCAAUGCUGCUCAGCCCAGCUGUCAGUCUGUCUGGGAGCUCCCCUGAGUGGCUGUGGGCAGCCCAUUGCCUGGGCUUGGUCUCCGCCCUCCCUCUCUAUCUCAGCUGGUCCUAGCGUUCCAGUUGCUCAGGAAUGUGGAGAGCUGGGUUCCGGCUGCUAGCAGGAGCCGGAGGGAGGAAGGGAAGCUGAGCGCACGCUGCCGCCUCUGCUCUGCCUGAUCUUCCCCUUUUGGAACAGUCGUUUUCUUUAAAUGAAAAAUACAAACCCUACAGAGCUGGUUCCCAGCCACGCCACCACAAGAAAAUGUUCGGCCAAGUGGCAGGCGCCGGAUAACUAAUAACUAACCCCAGACUAAAACUUCCCCGCCAGUGGGAUUACAGGUGCAGCACUGCCGCAGGGAGCUCUCCAGGGUGCUGACGUCCCUGCAGUUUCCUCCACAGCUCCUAAAGCUGAACACAUUUCCUUGGCACUCUUUCUGGAUCCUCCAUGACUCGGAAACGUCUGCUCUGGAGGUUGUGAAUGCCUCGUAGUAACAUGGCCAAGGUUAGAUACCUUCGUGCAGCUGUUUCGGGAUUUUAUCUGUGGGAAGCUGCAGUUCUGCUCAGUUUGGUAGCCACAAAGGAGACAGACAGUGCAAGAUCUCGUAGCAUGCCAAUGUCACCAUCUGAUUUCCUGGAUAAAUUAAUGGGUAGGAUGUCAGGCUAUGAUGCAAGGAUCAGACCAAAUUUCAAAGGCCCUCCAGUUAAUGUCACAUGUAACAUAUUUAUAAACAGCUUUGGAUCUAUUGCAGAGACAACCAUGGAUUACCGAGUGAAUAUCUUUCUCCGUCAGAAUUGGAAUGAUCCACGCCUUGCAUAUAGUGAAUAUCCAGAUGACUCUUUGGAUUUAGAUCCAUCCAUGUUGGAUUCUAUUUGGAAACCUGAUUUGUUCUUUGCUAAUGAAAAAGGUGCCAACUUUCAUGAAGUUACGACAGACAACAAGUUGUUACGAAUUUUCAAAAAUGGAAAUGUUCUUUAUUCUAUCAGAUUGACUUUAAUACUGUCCUGUCCAAUGGAUCUCAAAAAUUUCCCAAUGGAUGUGCAAACAUGUAUAAUGCAGCUGGAAAGUUUUGGAUAUACAAUGAACGAUCUCAUUUUUGAAUGGCAAGAAAAGGGAGCUGUACAGGUAGCAGAAGGGCUCACUCUACCACAGUUUCUGUUGAAAGAAGAGAAAGAUUUAUGUUAUUGCACCAAACAUUACAAUACAGGAAAGUUUACAUGCAUUGAAGUCCGAUUCCAUCUUGAAAGGCAAAUGGGUUACUAUCUCAUUCAAAUGUACAUACCGAGUCUCCUGAUUGUCAUUCUCUCCUGGGUGUCGUUUUGGAUCAAUAUGGAUGCAGCACCAGCCAGAGUGGCUUUAGGUAUAACAACUGUACUGACCAUGACAACACAAAGUUCAGGUUCACGAGCAUCACUUCCAAAGGUUUCAUAUGUCAAAGCUAUUGACAUUUGGAUGGCAGUAUGCCUGCUCUUUGUAUUUUCUGCACUUCUGGAGUAUGCAGCUGUAAAUUUUGUGUCAAGGCAGCAUAAAGAGCUUCUGAGAUUCCGCCGGAAGAGGAAGAAGAACAAGGAUGAUGAGGUAAGGGAAAGUCGAUUCAGUUUUACAGCGUAUGGAAUGGGGCCAUGUCUGCAAGCAAAAGAUGGAGUGACUCCAAAGGGGCCAAAUAAUCCCAUUCAAGCUAUACCAAAAAGCCACGAUGAAAUGAGGAAGGUAUUCAUUGACCGAGCCAAGAAAAUUGAUACAAUUUCCAGAGCUUGCUUCCCAUUAGCCUUUCUGAUUUUCAACAUUUUUUAUUGGGUUAUCUAUAAAAUCAUUAGGCAUGAGGACAUUCACCAAUAACAAGAUUAAGGCUUCUAGUACAUAUUGUUUGGGCUGGCAUGUUCAGCAUUUCCAUUAAAAUGUGCAUACAGAUGCUCACUGGGAUAGUUAAAAGGCACAAAGAAAAAGAUCCCAUUAGACUUGCUAUGCAAAGUCACUAUUGGACAGAGGAAGAAUGACACCCAAUGAAGAUAUAUCUGCUAUUACUAAGUUUCUACUUCAUACUAACUAAACAAUCAACUUUUUCAUAGUAAAAUCACAACAUUAUACUACAGCUUUACUGCCAACGUGUUUAUACAUACUUUUACAUUGUGGUAUAAUUGUACAGUAUUCUUUAAAGUUCCUUACAGUUUUUUAAUUCAACUGUAUUUUUAAAAGAUAUUACAAAAUGGGUCUAACAUGUCUUAGAUGGCUCCCAUAGUAACAGAUUAUAUUCAAAUUUCUAACCCUCCUUUAAAGUUUACAAAUUAGUAAUAAACUACUGAUUUGAGUUUUAGAGCUCAAGCACAUUUUCUUGUUUUAAUGACAAUGGGUUUUGUAAUGAGCACAGGACACAUUUAAAUUAUAUUAUGGGGUUCUUUUUUAAAAAAAAAAGAGGAAAAAAUAUAAAAAACUUACUCAUACAAACCAUUUCAUAAAUGGAUUAUGGUUCCCCUGGAGCUUAAAAAUAUGGCAAUGUAAUGCCCAAAGUAGCACCAAAUACCUAUUGCCCAGUCUGAAGUGACCCACUAGUCAAACUUUCUGGUACUAUGCAUAUCACAAUGGGAACAAGUCACUGUUUUUAAAGGAUUGUUGCCCCUAAGUACUUUUAAUUACUUACAAUCACCCUUGGAUAAACUGAAAGAGAAAAUAAAAAUCAAGAGGAUUAAAAGAUGUUUUUCUCAUUAGGUAACUGUUCAGAAACCACAGUAUUUGGGGAGACAAGCCAGACAAUUAAAAAUGACAUCAAAAUAAAUUUCUGUGAAAAGUGACAUUAAAAAAACAAAACAAAAGGGAAAAGUCACUUAGACAAUAUCUAUGAUAAAAUUAACUUUUAUUAACUUUUUGGAAGCCGACUGUGACAACAUUUCUGCACAGAUACUUCCAUUAUCAUCAGUGAAAGUUAGAUAUACAAGUACAUAAAGAUAACCAGGUCAGUCUUUUCUUACUUUGAAUUACUUGUUCAAUGAGAAGAUUCUGACAUGACUUCUUAGACACUGGCAGAAAAUAGUUAGAAAACAUUAAGCAGUUCUUCUUAAAAUAUAUCAGGACAAUCUUUUAUUUUUGCUGCUCUUCAUGGUAAAAGAUAAGAAAUUGAAACUGUUGGAGCAAAUUUUCCCUACUUAGAAUUACAUAGAUUACAUUAAUUGCUUCUUUCAAAUUAUUACACAUUAGAUUUUUUUAAAUGAUAUAAAAACUUCCAGUAAAUAAUGUUGCCACUUCUCUAAUGAAAAGCAAAAAAAAUUGUUCCAAAAUGUGGAAACCUAUAGACAGCUACAGGCAAGAGCAUACCUGAUGCUUUGAACUUGUAAUGAAAUCCAAUAGCUAAAACAAUUUAUUAUUGAAAAGUUUCUUUGUUUUGAGCACAUUUAAAAUUUUUGGUUUGUUACUGCUCAAAGUGCAUACACAAAAGAAAAACAGUUGGAAGCAAACAUCUGCUGCAUUAUUAGAGGCAUAUUGCGUUUGAACUAGUCAUUGCAACAUAUCCUUGUAUUGAAGAUUAGGACACAGCAUUGGUUCUGUUUGAGGAUUAGCUAGAGGGAUUUUUAAAAGAAUGGCAAUCUGGUUGUGCUAAAUUGUCUCAGAAAACAAUUGCAUUGAGGGUCUCUUCAAUUUUGAAUAUGGUCCUAUUUAGGUUUUCUCCCUCCUACCUCCCAUAAUGCACAAAAUUGAUUCAGAACCAUUGUUAUGUGAUAUAAUUUUCACAAAUUUAUAUAUCCUGUCCAGAAAAAUUGAACUCAUUAACUCUUAUAUGUGCCUCUGUGUGCGUAUGUAUUACACACACAAGAGUGAGAAGCUGGACAAGUAGCUUUUGUCUCCCGCAAACUAUUAAAUAUUACAAUCUCUGGAAAGAUUUGUUGGUGCAUUUCAGAGCCCAUGUCAUUCAGUGGUAAAGUGUCCCAUUUAUUUCAAGAGGAGUAAGAUUGGGCCCAUUAUCAUGAGGCAUUCAUAAAAUGUUAUAUAAUUCUCCAUGCUUGUCUUUUAAUCUUUUCUCUUUCCUAUUUAAAACAAUGACCUUCCCCUCCAACACCAAUAAAGGAACUCUGGAUGAAUCAGUAUAUAAAGUGUACUGGGCCAGAUCCUGAGCUGGAAAAAAUACAGUCCCUAGAGCUACACUAGUUUACACCAGCUGAGGAUCUCACCCAUUCUUUCCAAAGAAGUCCAAUAGGCUGAAUCUCAGGUGUACACAAGUUAGUUUUGAAGACAGAGCCGAAUAAUACAAUUACAAAGUUAAACAUUCAAUAGUGGGAGAAUACUAAGAUUUAGAAAUGAGGUUAUCAGAUUAAAAAAAAAGAUGAAAAGUCUUGAGAGCAAGAUAGGAAAUGGAAUAGUUACUAACAGUGUCAAAAUUGUGUGGCGGGACAGAGAAAAAGAGAAGAGCCACAUAAGAUCAAUAAAUUAUCCAUGAACAUCAUCCUCCUCCUUUGAGUGACCAGGGGGAGGGGGGAGAAUCCAUGUAGCAUACUAUUUCUGCAACUACUGUAUGGUAAUCACUAGCAACUACUGUAAACCCAUGAACCUUCAGUAUGAUUGCUUUUUAGACAUCUUAGACAUUUAAUGGAUUAAAAUGAUGUAUAUUUAAUAUGUGACAACAGGCAGCGUAUUACAUUGAUACUAAUGGCAGCCAUGUAUUGAAGGGAGUAUAUACUUUAGAAGAUUGAAAAGUAUUUCUAAAUUUAUAUAUUUAUAGUUCUGUAUGUUAUAUUUUUAAAAGUAGGAGAAAUCUGUUAUUGGAAUGUCUUUGCUUUAGUAAUGGUACUAAGAACAGAAAUGGCUGAGACAGAAGAGACAAGCUACAGUGAUUUAUUUUGUAACUACUAAACAAUCAUCCAGCAAGUUGUGAUUUUUUCUAGUUAACUACUUGGAGUGCAAUCUUGCCCCACUGAAGUCAAUAGGGUCAAGAUUUCUCCCUCGGAAGACAACUCUACAUUUUUUAUGACAUCCUUAUGGUAACAAUUGUCUCUGUAACAGAUGCCUUUUCAAUCAGCUAAGAAACAUUUAUUUCAGCAAAAGGCACUGUUUAAGCUGCAAACUGCUGACUGGCUACUUUAUUUAAAGUAUUCAUAUUCCAUUGAAUGUAAAAAAUCAUGUAAGAUGACAGAAUUGUCAAGUAAGAUUUUAAGUUGUCUCAUGUCACAAAAUACCAGCUACCCAUUAGUGCCUAUGGAAAAAGAGUCCAAAAUACCAGCAGGCAUGCCAACCAACCACACAAAUCCAGGAACAAUCUCUCAGAGCCAGGGGCUUAUCAGCUAGGACGAUCUUAGUCUUAAAACUGAUUCUUUUUAUACUGAUAUAGUGCCAGAGUGGACUAUAGAGAGGGGGUGACAAAACAGCAAAACACACCUUCCCUACACCCAUGGCAAACCAAUGCUGGGAAAAACUUUAAAUAUUAAGGAAAAGAUUGGGAUAUGUAUGCCACAGGUGUGGGUAGGGGGCAGUACAGAGUCAGAGGAAGAGUAGUGAGGAGAUUCCUGCCGAGUUCUGAUAAACUGUUUUCCUAUGCACAAAAAUCUUCAUGGAUUUCAAAAUUAUGUUCUGAUAUGGGACAGGAAAAAGUUAAAUAUUGAAAAGUGUUCAGGAACCAACCUCCCCCCAGUAAAAUAAAUUUAAAAAAUCAGUUCAGGUCAGCUGAAAUAUUUUGAUGAUUUCAAGAUGUUUUGUUUCCAUUUUGACCAUUUAAAAACUGUAAUUAGCUGAAUGAAAAAAGUCAUUUCAAUGGUGAAACUGGAAGUUUUCCUUUCUAAAAGUUUAAAUGUUUCAUUUUGAUAUAUUUCAAGAAAAAAAAUUGGAUUUUUUUUCAAGUUGAGAAACUGAACCUUUCCCAUGAAAAGUUUCAGCUUUGAUGAAUCAGCACUUUCAGGCCAAAACAAAAGUUUCAUUGAAAAAUUCCCCAACCAGCCCUAGUUGUUAUGCCUCAGGCAAAGCUUCUCCUUUCCCCAGAGAUGUUAAUCUGCUGCCCCCAGUGCACUGGCUGUCAUGUCCCUGUGCCCUCCAGAGUGCCAGGACUGCUAACGUAAGAGGCCUUUGGCUAACCACUCAAGGACAGCAGGCUUCUUGCCCACAUAAAGCCCUGUCCCUUCUACACUGUUUGCAAGUCAGCUUGUGUACUCCUACUUUCUGUGGUUGUGCCAUGUAACUUUAAGAUAGAGGGCCAAAGUAGUGCAUUGAGACAAGAGAAAUAAUUUGGGGCCCAAUGUGCCAGACUAGUUACACAGGUAGAAAGAAAUCCAUUCUCAUUGAACUGAUGGAGGCAUAAUGGAAAAGGAAGCGGUGAUCAUGUAGCAUGCUUCUCAUGUUCCACAGUGGCACAGGAUCUCCUCCAUGCAUUUGGAGUGCAAUGUGUUGGGGCAAACUACUGACCUUAGAAUAGAUGCUGUAUUCUACAUAUUCACCUUUUAAAUGGCAGAUUCCCAUGAAGAAGUAAAGAGAAUUUAGGCUGCUUAGACUCCAGAGGAAGAGGGAUAAGGCAGAAAUGCAGGAAGAGGAGCCUAUGGCUGCACAGCUCAGAAGCACUAAGCCAAAGGGUGGGGAAGGACAGAAAACAGUGUAGCAGAAAGAUCUUGUUCCUUAGGUGGUUGCCCUGAGAUGCACAAUCUUGGAACCUGCUUUCUUCAGGGGUUUGAAGACUGGAGUUUCCAGACCACAACACCUGUUAAAACCCUCCAUUCUUGAGAAAAAAUGAGAGGAAGCACUAUGAGAUCUGUGUAUCAUUGUAUUCAAACAGCUACAGGCCUCCUCCUUUUUUAAACAGCUAACUCAUAGUUAAGGUGCUAAUUGAAUCACAAGAUGAUCUUCAAAAUAAAGUUGCCACUGAGUUGUGGACAAGACGUGGAAAAGUAAUAAUGGCUAGUGGUAAUUUGGAAAAGCCAGAUUAGACAUAUUUAAUAAAAAAAUUGCUGGAACAAUAUAAAACACUCAAGUAUUAUAUUAUGGCAGCUAUUUUUUAAAAUAUAUAUAACCAGACCUUUUGCUGUAACUAUAUUACAUUCAUUUUUUUAAAAAAAUGACUGGAACAGUAUAAAAUUCAGAAGACAAAGUCUUACACAACUGCUGUAGAAAUCAAGUCCAGUCACUUUAGCCUUUUACAUUUUAUAGGCACUGAAUGUUAGAGCAGUACUAAUUACAUACUCAAAAUGUAUACAAAAUUGUGGAGUGUUCAAACCAAGCUAAUUAAAAUCAAAAUUGCAGUAAAAGCCUAGUAUUGCAGGAUCUGCAAUUUCUGCAAUAUCACAAAUGUGGGGCCUCACUCCGUUAAAUUCCUCAGUGUAGCAGCUUAGAAUAUGGUUAAAUGCCACAUGUUGGCACAAAUGAAAUCUAAACAAAGCAAACCUCAUGUUGGUUUUAAUAGUUACUUCCAAUAAGAAAACAUUAGUGUUCAUAAUUUCCUGAUGUUUCUAAGAUGGGGGGCAAAAGAAGAAAAUAGAGUCCUUUUUAUUUAUGUUACCUAUUCAAGGGCAGAUUUAAACUAACUCAUUGCUAUCACCAUAUUGUAUCUUCAAGGAACCUUGACAGAAGGCACCAGUUUUUUAAAUGUGUUGGUAGAAGUCAGAAACAACUUUGUUUUUUUCUUUUGUCCUAGAUCAGCCGAAUAUAGUCUCUCUCUGAAUUCUCUGACAUGUUGGCCAUCUCUUAGCUCUCUGCUUCUCUCUUUUGUAAUUUUUGCAGCACCUUUCUUGUAGGCUGCUUUAAGAGGAGUCCAGUUUAAAAUAUAGAUAUGCUUCUGUUUAAGCAAUUCAGAUAUGCACUUUAGACUGCAGGAAUGAAGAAAUGCUUCCACUUUGUACCAUGGUAAAUUCCAGAACUACUGUUGGAUAAUGUAGUUGAAACCAAGAUUAAAAGAGUAAAACUCAUACACAGUUCAGAACAGCGAAAGAUAAAAAGUCUUCCUUAACCCUAGAAGGAUUCAAAUGUAUUCUUUCUAGCAAUAAUUUUGUAGUAGAUGAAAAUGAGUUCAUAUGAUAACAAGCCCAAUUAACUUGUUGGAUGCAAGAAAGUGAUGCACUUAGUAUUUACAUUUAGCACUUAUUGGCCCUUUAUGUGUAAAUUCUGCUCUCAUGUAGACUAUCGUAGGAGUUAAUCUGAUCUAACAGAGCAGAAUUUGGCCUUAUACCUCUAAAGUGCUGAACAAUCUAAUGAAGUCUUACAAUACCCCUGUAAAUUAGCAAAGUAUUUUUAUCUACAUCUUACAAGAUGCCACAUGAUUUAUAAAGAUAAUUAUGUCAGACAAGCAUAACAUUUUUUAAAAGGCUAAGAUGAAAAAUAUAUUUUAAAAAAAUCACAAAUUAAAUGGCUUGUUAACAAGAAGUAGAUUUUUCAUUUUGCAAUAGUUAUAGAAAUGGUGCCUUCAGGCAACGCGUUACAUACAGUAGUUCCUGAAAUAAUAUUGGUACGGCAGGCUUGUGAAAGCAGGUUAGAUUGCUAGAAGCAGUAAGUGUAAUGCUAGAAGAGAGUGUCAGCUCAUCCUACAUUCUUGACAUGCUUGAAUAUUAUUGCACUCUUCACUUUCGUCUUUGUGAAAUAUGCAAGAGACAUUUCUUACAUUUGUAUUUUAAAAUGUAUGAUAGAAUGAAGUUAAUAGAUAAAUGGUCUAAAGUAAAUAUUGACAUUCCAUGGAUAUGUAAUUGUGAGCUGUAUAUGAAGAAAUUGUGCCAUAAGCUUUCAACAUAAAAUAUUAUAUACAGUAGCUUGUGUGAUAGUGAUCAAAGCUUUUUUAAGAGGCUAAAUCAAUAUAUAUUAAUAUGAGUAAUUAAUUACUUGUCAAUUUUUAAACAUAUCUUCCUGUGAAUUCUGUCUAAAAAAAGACAAUGGCAAUUUUCAUUUAGAAGUAUUUCUUUUUUGUAAAGUUCUAUAAAAAAGUGACAUGCAUGAAUUUGAUUAAAUUCCUUUGUAUUAUAAAUACCUUAUAUUCAGCACUACAGCUGACAGAGGUGUUAAAACAUGUGCAGUUUAUGGUAUUCAUGUGAUUGUAGAUAUUUUGUUCAAAAAAAAAAAUAAAGCUAACUUUU